This is a messenger RNA of Scomber scombrus (Atlantic mackerel), 1729 nucleotides long. RefSeq names its product cytochrome b-c1 complex subunit 2, mitochondrial (gene uqcrc2b). Gene Ontology annotation, molecular function: metalloendopeptidase activity; metal ion binding. Bases 64 to 1440 code for a protein of 458 amino acids. The record is from RefSeq and is a predicted model, not a curated record. Gene Ontology annotation, cellular component: mitochondrion. The transcript is spliced from 14 exons. Gene Ontology annotation, biological process: proteolysis. NCBI's taxonomy places the organism in Eukaryota, Metazoa, Chordata, Actinopteri, Scombriformes, Scombridae.
AGGGCACUUUCAGGUCGGCCAUAUUUGCUUUACCGUCCUGGCUGAAGGAGAAGCAGACAGGAGAUGAAGGGGAUCCGGGGAAUCAGUCAGCUUUCGAGACGCUUCCAUGCGGCAGCCAGAUCAGGCCAGUCCCUUGCUCAGCCCCUGGCUGGCCUCAAGGUCUCUCCGGGGGCUGCCCACUCCCACCAGGAUGUACAUGUGACCAAACUGCCCAGUGGACUGGUGAUCGCCUCUCUGGAGAACUAUUCCCCAACCUCCAAGAUCGGAGUGUUUGUCAAGGCUGGCUGCCGUUAUGAGACCCCUGACAACCUGGGGGUCACCCACCUCCUCCGACUAGCUUCCAGCCUGACAACCAAAGGAGCCUCAUCUCUCAAGAUAUGCCGUGGUGUUGAGGCAGUGGGAGGCAGCCUGAGCGUGACUUCAUCCAGAGAGAACAUGGUCUACACCGUCGACUGCUUGAGAGAUGACAUCGACACAGUGAUGGAGUAUUUGAUCAACGUGACGACAGCCCAGGAGUUUCGGCCAUGGGAGGUGUCUGACCUCACGCCCAGAGUGAAGGUUGACAAGGCCCAGGCUGCACAGAGCGCUCAGAUAGGUGUGAUUGAAGGUCUGCAUGAAGUUGCCUUUAAGCGUGGACUGUGCAACUCCCUGUACUGUCCAGAUCACAUGGUUGGCAACAUCCAGUCUGACCAUCUGCACCACUUUGUCCAGAAUAAUUUCAAAAGUGCAAGAAUGGCUCUUGUUGGACUUGGUGUUGAUCAUACUGUGCUGACGCAAGUUGGAGAGCAGUUCCUCAACAUCCGCGGUGGAGCGGGCACCACAGGGGCCAAAGCUCAGUUUCGUGGAGGUGACCUUCGGCUGCUCAACACCGGCAGUCUGGUCCACUCAGCGGUGGUGAGCCAGUCAGCAGUGGCAGGUUCCGCCGAGGCUCUGGCCUUCGGUGUGCUGCAGCAUUUACUGGGAACCGGCCCACAUGUAAAGCGGGGAUCCAGCAGCAGCAAACUGAUGAAGGGUGUUUCCAAGGCAACUGUUGACCCCUUUGAUGUCAGCGCUUUCAAUGCAGGCUACUCCGACUCUGGUCUGUUUGGAGUCUACACCAUUUCCCAGGCUGCAGCUGCUGGAGACGUGAUUAAGGCUGCUGUUGGCGAGGUGAAGGCUGUUGCCGGUGGUGCCGUCACAGCUGCUGACCUCACUCAGGCCAAGGCCCAGCUGAAGGCUCAGUUCCUGAUGUCUCUGGAGACUUCCGAGGGUUUGCUGGAGGCCAUGGGCACUCAGGCUCUGGCUGACGGAUCCUACCGUACAUCUGAGGAAAUCUGCAAAGACAUCGACAACGUCUCCUUAUCCGACGUCGCCAGCGCUGCCAAGAAAUUUGUGUCUGGUAAGAAGGCCAUGGCAUCCAGCGGCAACCUCAUUAAAACACCCUUCGUGGAUGAGGUCUAAAGCCCCUCCCUCUCACCUUGUACUGUACCUAACUCUUGACGGCAAAGCAGAAUUCAUUUCCUCCACAUUUUGACAAAAAGAGAAAUAGAGCAGAGGUCACCAUCACCUUUCUAAUGCUGUUGUUGUGAGAGAUACGUCAUAACACCACUGGAUAUUUAUAGGUGUUGGUACAGUAUAUUUUCAGGUGAUGCCACCCUGGCGUGUCACUCUGUCCCUCUCCAUUCGUUUUUGUCCACAUUUUCUGUAUAGCUGAUGUAAAAUAAUAAAUAAAUUCUAUCUACCAACCAGG